AUGGCGAAGCUCAAGCCUUUGCAAAAAAUCUUGAAGGAUGCGAAGUUGAACAUGGAGAAGAAGAGAUUGGUUGUCCGGAGCAUUGGGCUCUCAGUAUUGACUUUGCAUGCUGGGACAUGGACAGGUCUGACGCAAGGGGAACACGAGGCAUGGCAAGCAGGUGUUUUUAAGGCCUAUCAACAGGUUCAACCACGAGACGCACAAGGCAAUGUUCGUCACGUAUCCUUGUUUGAGUUGGCCAGAGACAUGGAGUCUCCUCUUCCAAUGGAGCUGUUGUACGUGCAGAGACUGCGAUUGCUCUUUCACAUCAUUCAGGUGGCUGAUGAAUACAUGAUAGGAGCUGUCUCGUACAAUCACCAUGUGAUGCAAGAUCGAUCUUGGUUGUACGGAGCCAUGAAAGCUGUCAACUGGAUGCAGCGUCAGAUUGGUGACAUGUUGGUUCUUGCAGAGGUCAGCGAGUUGGAAGACAGACAGACCUGGGAAGAUCUACGCCCCUUUGCAGGUAUGUCGAAGAAAAACGUCAAGAAGGCGCAGAAAUCACACCUGAUCAAAAUCAAAGCCUUUCUCACUGUCAAACAUCAUGCUGAGGAACAAGAUCAGAUGUUGCGCGAAAUGGGUUGGACGCUGUCGGAUCUUAUGCUUGCAGUCUUUGUCACAUGGAGUUUGGUACAGAGGAUCUCUAGCAGCCCACCAGCAGCGCAAGCAUGGUUUGAGAAUGGCAAUGAGAAGGAAGCGGAACGCUUGGACGAAGAGGACAGGAAGCAGGGGGUGGCCAUGCACCAAUCGGGCCUUCAGGGUGCAAAGCCGGAUUGUUUGUGGCGACAAUGCGAGGAACAUGAGUUGCAAGCAACUCUAGAGAUAAGGGAGGACUUUGUCCAAGGUCAGCAUGAUCCCACGACAGAGGAAUUGCACUGCUGGUCACAGUAUGGUCUACUUCCACCAGGGCAAGGGGGUAGGAGCAAGACAUCAGGAAGACCUGUGGGCCUGUGGACAUGA
Messenger RNA from Cladocopium goreaui, 996 nucleotides. NCBI's taxonomy places the organism in Eukaryota, Dinophyceae, Suessiales, Symbiodiniaceae. The record is from the annotation of a GenBank genome assembly.